AUGGGCUGCGCCAGGGAGGACGCGAUCGAGCACUACGCGCUGUGCCGCCCCUACAUUGACUGCUGCUCGCGGUACUUGGGGCCUCCCGCGCCCGUCCAUAGACACGCGCUGGAGGAUUUCGUCGGCAUCGACCGGUCCUCGCUUUCAUCGUGGGGUAGUUCGUCGCUGACGGGGGCGGAGAAGAGCGCCCUGAGGGCGAUCUCCGUUUACGCUCUGCACAUGACGCACGCGCAGGUCCGCCACGGACGUCGGACCUCCGAGGGCGCGAAUGCCUGCCGUGGCCACCUCCGCGAGGCCACGCGGUGCCACCCGAAGUCCACGGAGCUGAUGGUGAGGGCAUUCGCUUCGCGGGGCGCGCGGGCAACCAGAGGCUGA
This is a messenger RNA of Prorocentrum cordatum, 375 nucleotides long. The record is from the annotation of a GenBank genome assembly. NCBI's taxonomy places the organism in Eukaryota, Dinophyceae, Prorocentrales, Prorocentraceae.